GAAAGUUAUGCAGAAAUGGAUUUUAAAAGCAUCACCCUGUUUUCAGAUGUUGUACAUCCAAGCAUUUGUUUUCAUCAUUCUCAUGGGAAAACUGAUGAGGAAGGUAUUUUUGGGACACUUCGACCUGCUGAAAUAGAACAUUUAAUUGAGAGAUCAUGGUAUGCAGUGACAGAGACCUGCUUAGAGUUUACGGUGUUUCGGGAUGACUUCAGUCCUAAAUUCGUAGCUCUCUUCACACUUCUGUUGUUUCUGAAGUGUUUUCACUGGUUGGCUGAGGACAGAAUUGAUUACAUGGAGAGAAGUCCUGUAAUCUCAAUAUUAUUUCAUAUCAGGGCAUUAACACUGAUAGCAUUACUGGGUGUCAUAGAUAUCUACUUUAUAAACCAUGCUUACUAUAGUACCCUCACCAAAGGGGCAUCGGUACAGCUUGUGUUUGGAUUUGAGUACGUCAUCUUGAUGACCAUAGUGGCUAUGACGUUCAUGAAGUACAUCCUACAUUCUAUAGACUUACAGAAUGAGAACCCUUGGGAAAACAAGGCAGUGUAUCUACUGUACACAGAGCUAGUCCUAGGUGCGGUGACGGUUGUGUUAUACAUGGCGUUCAUGGUCUUCAUGAUCAAAGUCCACACAUUCCCACUGUUUGCCAUCAGACCUAUGUAUCUAUCUAUGAGGGGAUUCAAGAAAGCCUUACAUGAUGUCAUCAUGUCCAGAAGAGCUAUCAGAAACAUGAACACUAAUUAUCCUGAUGCCACAGAAGAAGAGCUUCAAGUGGACGAUGUCUGUAUCAUCUGUCGGGAAAACAUGACAACAGCUGCCAAGAAGUUACCAUGUAAUCACAUCUUCCACACCAGUUGUCUGCGGUCGUGGUUCCAGAGACAACAGACCUGUCCCACGUGUAGGCGGGAUGUACUGAGGACGACACCAAUCACAACACAAGCCAUGCCCCCUCCUCAGCCCGCACAACCACAGCCCCCUCAAAACAUGUUUGGGGGUCUGGCUGGUAUGCCGGGUAUUCCUCCUCAGAUGUGGCCACAGCCCCCUGUUCCUCCCCAGCAGCCCAACCCAGCACCACCAGGUGGUUCCCAGGCACCACAGACCACCACCUCUACUGCCACGGUCUCCUCCACAUUCCCUCAGCCAUCAGUCUCCACAUCUCCAGGCUUGUCAGCAGGAAUGGGUGGACUUCCUACAGGAAUGGGUUCACUUCCUACAGGAAUGCCACCACCAAUGAUGCCUAUGUUUCCACCUCUUAUGAUGCCUUUUGGCAUGCCUCGUCCUCCCAGCAAUCUCUCUGAGCUGUCUACUGAGGAUCUGAGGAAGAUUGAGGGACAAGAGAGGGAGAACGUGGAGGCCAGGAUUCAGUGGUUGAGGGAUAUCCAGGCCUUAAUGGGUGGAGCCAUGGUGAUGAUCAAUCAGUACAACACAGUAGCAGCUCAGUUAAGCACUCCAGUCAUAAAUACAAAUGUAUCCUCAAAUAAUAGAAGUCAGGAUGAACAGACCAAGAGUGAGGACAUAAAAACCAAAAAUGAGAUAAAAACAGAACCCUCUGGGACAGACCUUAGUUAUGAGGACCUGGAGGGAGCUACGGGGUACACGCCACCAAAAGAGGAAGAAAUGCCAGAAUGGGAGGAUCCAGCCAAAGAAGAGUUUACAGACGAGAUGCAUGAAAUCCGGCGGAGGAGAUUACAGAAGUUUGAACAGAAGGACACUCCAUCAUCGGACACGACCAGCUAGCACCCUGCUGGCUCUGUGUGUUAAUUAUAAACAGUGCCUCCCUCAUCCAAAGAUUUUGUUAACUAAGUUGGUUGUCUGUCUUUGGUUUCCUACUGUCUCUCUGCAUAGAACAGUUGUUGCAGAGUUAUCACCUCAUUUUAUUUCACUGUAUUUAUG
Molecule: messenger RNA, 1890 nt
Organism: Saccostrea cuccullata (small rock oyster)
Lineage: Eukaryota; Metazoa; Mollusca; Bivalvia; Ostreida; Ostreidae
Product: E3 ubiquitin-protein ligase synoviolin-like
Exons: 13
Coding region: 16-1734 (572 amino acids)
Source: RefSeq, a predicted model, not a curated record